This is a messenger RNA of Pteronotus mesoamericanus, 10400 nucleotides long. It is a transcript of the gene TRANK1, whose product is annotated as tetratricopeptide repeat and ankyrin repeat containing 1. The transcript has 24 exons. Bases 44 to 8971 code for a protein of 2975 amino acids. Gene Ontology annotation, molecular function: ATP binding; protein binding. The record is from RefSeq and is a predicted model, not a curated record. Lineage: Eukaryota; Metazoa; Chordata; Mammalia; Chiroptera; Mormoopidae.
AGGCAGCGGCGGCGGCCCCGGCUCGGGCCCUCAGGCCCCAGCCAUGUGGGACCCGAGGGCAAUUAGGAUGGACCCCAUAGCCUACGCUGAGCUGUUGAAAGAAUCUGGCAACCAAGUUUUUAGGAAUGGGAACUUCUCGUUGGCCAUCAGGAAGUACGAUGAAGCCAUUCAGGUUCUCCUACAGCUGUUCCAGUGGGGGGUCCACCCUAGGGAGCUGGCUGUGCUACUGUGCAACAAGUCCAAUGCGUUUUACAACCUCAGGAAAUGGAAGGAGGCCUCCGCAGCUGCCAAGGAAUGUCUGGAAUGGGAUCCGUCCUACGUGAAGGGAUACUACCGAGCUGGUUAUUCCUUGCUGCGGUUGCUCAAUCAUUAUGAUGCUGCUCGCAUGUUUUUUGAGGGUCUUGAGCUUCUGCAGGGCAGCAGCGAUCAGAGCCAGUUUGCCGAUUUCCUCGUCGGAGUCUUCACCACUAUGGGCAGUGACCCCGUUGUUUUAAAAAGCUUCAUGCCCCACUGUGAUCAAAUAUUCUCUACUGGAUUCUCAACGGAAGUGUGGCAAUCGGUAAUAGAAAAGCUGGGGAAGAAAGGAUUAUGGCCUUCAUUUCUACUUCUGUCAGCCAAAAAAGAUCGGCUACCAAGAAAUAUCUACGUCCCAGACUUAUCCCUGAAAAGUCUCUUUGAGAAAUAUGUCAUCGGAGUGUAUGACAAAAUGGAACAGGUGCCCAAGUUAGUCCAGUGGCUUAUCUCCAUUGGCGCAAGUAUUGAGACUAUAGGGCCGUACCCUCUACACGACCUCAUGCGGCUCUGCAUCCAAGCAAGGGAAAACCAUCUCUUCAGGUGGUUGAUGGAGCACCAGCCAGAGUGGAAAGGCCGCGUCAACCAGAAGGAUCAGGAUGGCUGCACCGUCCUGCAUGUGGUUGCCGCCUACUCCCCAGGAUACCUCAUCAAGCGACAAACAGAGGAUGUGCAGAUGCUGCUGCGCUUCGGGGCCGACCCCACCCUGCUGGACCGAUAUUCCCAGACCCCCGUGGAUGUGCUGAAGAGGAAUAAGAACUUCAAAGCCAUUGAGAAAAUCAAUAGUCACUUGGAAAGGCUGGCUGCGUGUUCUAAGCACCUAUCAGGACUGAGCAAUGGCAAUGGACCCGUUAGUGAGAGUGACGUUUUCCGCAAGGCCUCUGCGCAGCUGGUGAAGUACAUGAACUCAGGAAACCGGUUAUUGCAUAAAAACUUUCUGAAGCAAGACGUAGUUCAGAGGUUCUUGCGCCUCCUUUCUUCUCUGCAAGAAAUUCCUCCUGACCUGGUCUGUGACAUUAAUCGCGACUGUGCCAACACCUUCAUCAAGUUUUUACUGGAAAAACAGAAAUGGCCUGAAGUGCUGCUGCUACUGACCCGCAAGGUAAGCGGGGAGCCCCCGCUCGGAGACUGCCUCAUCAAAGACUGCAACUUCUCGGACCUUGACCUCUGCACCGUCAUCCCCCAGCUCAGCACCUGGGACCAGCGCAGGACGCAGCUCCUGGGCCGCCUGAUAGACGGUGGAGCCUCGCCGGAGGGUCUCCACGGCAGCCACGAGAGGCCACUUGUCAUGUGCCUGAAACACGAGGACUUCGAGUUGGCUUUUCUUCUCCUGACCAAGGGUGCAGACCCCCACAGCAUUUCUCUCACGGAAGGCGAUACUCCCUUGCAUGCGGCACUCCACAUCUUUUUAGAUGUCAAUGCUGACAUUGGUUUUAACUUCCUCAACCACCUGUUGGAUCUCUUCUGGUCCAACCCCACCGAAUUUGACUACCUCAACCCCAAUACCCAGGACAACAACGGGAACACGCUGAUGCACAUCCUCUUCCAGAGGGGCAUGCUGAAGCGCAUGAAGAAGCUGCUAGACCUGCUGGCCAAGUUUGACAUCAACUUCAACCUGAAGAACAAAGAAGGCAAAGACGUGCGGCACCGGAUUAAGAAGAAUGAUGCUCUGCUUUUGGCCUGGAACAAAGCUGUGUCAGAGAACCGGCGGAGGAACCGGCAGGACCCCUCAGCCCACCCAGGGAAGCUCCCAAGGCCUGCCGCCACCCCUGGCCACACAUCUCAGCUCAAGUCCCAGGUUUUGUCCAAGUUGCUGCCAUGUAGUAGCACAGACAAGUGCCUUCCUGAAGGAGCUGUGGUCCUAGAGAGCUGGGAGACUCUCCCGAAUGCCCAGAUGCCAAGGCAGGAGCCAGGCGCGGUCAGGCCCUGCUCGCACAGAGACCACCUUGUGCAGAAAAUCAGGGGUCUCAUUGAGCGGGUUGAAUUGGGUACUCCGCUCCCAGAGGACUGUCCUCAGGAUUCCAAGCCUCUGGAGACAGGAACUGGCACAGAAGCGAAGAAGGACAAGCUCCAGCGAGCCCUGGGAGUGGGGGGCUCUGGCCGUACUGAGAACAACCCUGCUGUCCUUGAGGCAGGGAGUGAGCACGCUCAGGCGGGCCUUGGGACCUCACAACUCAUUCCUGCUGGUCACAGAGGCCAGGAGGACAGCGGCGAUCAAGACAACCAGCAGCAGGUGGAGGCCUGCCUCCAGGACUUUGAGAACAUGACGUGGGAGAUUGAGUGUACUUCAGAAGUGCUGAAGAAGCUGUCCAGUAAGGUGAUGACUAAGGUCAUGAAGAAGAAAAUCAUCCUGACCAUCCAUCAGCUGGGGAACGGCGAGUGGAACGGGGGCCUGCAGAAGCGGCUGAAGAACCUGAAAGGAAACAUCCAGCUCUUCGAAGCCAAGCUGGACAAAGGAGCCCGGAUGCUGUGGGAGCUCGCCAUCGACUUCUCCCCGCGAUGCAGCGAGAACCCAGAAAAGAUCAUCGCCAUGGAGCAGAACUCCCACUCCGUGGCGAAGUCAGGGCAGGUCUAUACAGAAAUCAUCCGGAUCUGGGACAUUGUCUUAGAUCACAAGAAACUGUCAGACUCCAUCAGGGCCAUCUGCAGUGCCUACAACCGGGGCUUGUCCUGCAUCCUGCGGAAGAAGCUGAAGGGUAUCAACAAAGACCAGGUGUUGGCCAACAUGAAAAUCCUAAAGCGGAUACCCCGCUGCUACGUGGAGGACACAGAGGUGGAGAAGGGCAGGGAGCACGUGAAGCCCGAGUACUUCCCCCCAGCCAGCGCGGUGCAGACAGAGUACAGCAUCAUGAAGUUCCACAGCUUCAGCAUGAACAUGGCCUUCAACAUCCUCAACGACAUGACAGCGAUGGUGGAGUACCCCUUCCGGGUGGGCGAGCUCGAGUACGCCGUGAUCCACCUCAACCCCAGCCCGCUGGAGCCCAUCAUCCUGAUCGGGCGGAGCGGCACCGGGAAGACAACUUGCUGCUUGUACAGGCUGUGGAAGAAAUUCCACAUUUACUGGGAAAAAGCCGAGCAGGCGGGAAGCCCGCUGCUGGCCAAACAGAUCUGGCUGAAGAGAAGGUUGGAAAUGGAAUCCAGAAAGGAGAAUCCAGGUGGGGAGGAAGAGGAGGAGAAGGAGGAUGACGAAGAGGAAGGUGCCAUCGAAGUCGAGACGGCGGACAGCAUAGAUGAGGAGCAGGAGAGUGAAGCCUGUGCCGGGGCAGCCAGCGGGGAGCCUGGGGGACCAGGCCCAGUAGCAGAAGUAUGUGCCCCAGAUUGUCCCCAGCAGCUGGAGCAUUUACACCAGAUCUUCGUGACCAAGAACCACGUCCUGUGCCAGGAGGUACAGAGGAAUUUCAUUGAGCUUUCCAAGUCCUCCAAGGCCACCAGUCACUACAAACCACUGGAACCCAAUGUGCACAAACUCCAGGACCUGAGGGACGAGAACUUUCCUCUGUUUGUCACUUCCAAGCAGCUGCUCCUCCUACUUGAUGCUUCUCUGCCCAAACCGUUUUUCCUGAGAAAUGAGGAUGGCAGCUUAAAAAGAACCAUCGUUGGAUGGUCCACGCAGGAAGAGUCGACCAUCCCCAAUUGGCAAGAGGAUGAAGAGGAGGCUGAGGCGGAUGGGGACAAUGGUGAGGAGGAUAAAGUUGUGGAAACGCGUUUGGGCGACAUCGACUCGCGGGUGUUUGUGACAUUUGAGGUGUUCACCAAUGAAAUAUGGCCCAGAAUGAACAAAGUGAAAACCCCCUACAACCCUGCACUGAUUUGGAAAGAAAUAAAAUCUUUUUUGAAGGGAUCUUUUGAGGCCCUCAGCAGCCCCCAGGGGAGACUCACAGAAGAAGAGUAUAAGAAAUUAGGGAGGAAGCGGUGCCCCAAUUUCAAGGAAGACCGGAGCGAAAUCUACAACCUCUUCUGCCUGUAUCAGCAGAUCAAGUCUCAGAAAGGUUAUUUUGAUGAAGAGGAUGUUCUGUUCAACCUGUCCCGGAGGCUGUCAAAGCUCAAGGUGCUCCCGUGGUCCAUCCAUGAGCUCUAUGGCGAUGAAAUUCAGGACUUCACCCAGGGCGAGCUCGCGCUGCUGAUGAAAUGCAUCAACGACCCCAAUGCCAUGUUCCUCACUGGGGACACUGCCCAGAGCAUCAUGAAGGGCGUGGCCUUCCGCUUCAGUGACCUGCGCUCUCUGUUCCACUAUGCCAGCAAAAGCACCUUGGACAAGCAGUGUGCUGUCCGGAAGCCCAAGAAGAUCCAUGUGUUGUACCAGAACUACAGGUCCCAUUCGGGAAUCCUCAAUCUGGCAUCAGGAGUGGUGGAUUUACUUCAGUUCUAUUUCCCAGAAUCUUUUGAUCGUCUCCCAAGGGAUUCAGGCCUCUUUGAUGGUCCCAAACCAACUGUCCUGGAGUCUUGUAGUGUCAGUGACUUAGCAAUUCUGCUACGAGGGAACAAGAGGAAAACCCAGCCCAUUGAAUUUGGGGCGCACCAGGUGAUCCUUGUAGCCAAUGAAAUGGCAAAGGAGAAGAUUCCAGAAGAGCUGGGGUUAGCGCUUGUGCUAACAGUUUAUGAAGCAAAAGGCUUAGAAUUCGAUGAUGUCCUCCUUUACAACUUCUUUACUGAUUCUGAGGCUUACAAGGAAUGGAAGAUCAUUUCCUCAUUUACACCUUCAUCAUCUGACUCCAGAGAGGAAAACCGGCCACUGAUCGAAGUGCCCCUGGAGAAACCUAGCUCCUCUCAGGGUCGGCCCCUCGUGGUGAAUCCGGAAAUGCACAAGCUCCUCAACGGAGAGCUGAAGCAGCUCUACACUGCCAUCACCCGGGCUCGCGCCAACCUCUGGAUCUUUGAUGAAAACCCGGAAAAGCGGGCCCCUGCUUUCAAAUACUUCAUUAGAAGAAACUUUGUCCAAGUUGUGAAGACAGAUGAAAAUAAAGACUUUGAUGACAGCAUGUUCGUUAAGACCUCCACCCCUGAGGAGUGGAUCGCGCAAGGGGACUACUAUGCCAAACACCAGUGCUGGAAGGUUGCAGCCAAGUGUUACCAAAAAGGAGGUGCACUUGAGAAGGAGAAACUGGCGCUGGCCCACAACACCGCCCUGAACAUGAAAUCCAAGAAAGUCAGCCCCAAGGACAAGCAGGUGGAGUACUUGGAACUGGCUAAGACCUACUUGGAAUGCAACGAGCCAAAGCUGUCCCUUAAGUGUCUGAGCUACGCCAAGGAGUUCCAGCUCUCUGCUCAGCUGUGCGAGAGGCUGGGGAAGAUAAAAGAUGCCGCCAAUUUCUAUAAGCGAAGCCAAUGCUAUCAAGAUGCUUUCAGAUGCUUUGAGCAAAUUCAGGAAUUUGAUCUAGCUCUCAAAAUGUACUGUCAAGAGGAGCUUUAUGAGGAAGCUGCUGUUGCCGUGGAAAAGUAUGAAGAAAUGCUAAGGGCCAAGACCCUUCCCAUAGCCAAGCUCUCCUAUUCAGCCAGUCAGUUUUACUUAGAAGCUGCAGCAAAGUACCUGAGUGCAAAUAAGAUCAAGGAGAUGAUGGCUGUUCUCUCAAAGAUAGACAUAGACGACCAGCUGGUGUUCCUGAAGUCUCGGAAGCGACUAGCAGAAGCCGCCGAUCUGCUGAAGAGGGAAGGUCGGAGGGAAGAGGCUGCCUUGCUGAUGAAGCAACGCGGUCACCUCCUGGAGGCUGCCAGGCUCACUGCCGACAAGAACUUCCAGGCCUCGUGUCUGCUAGAGGCUGCUCGCCUCAACGUGGCCAGGGAUUCAGAUGUAGAACGUACCAAGGCCAUUCUGGAAGAAGCCCUUGAACUCUGCAGCCAAACCAAGCAGCUUUCUGGCAUUGCCGAGGCCCAGUUUCUGCUGGGGGUGAUCCUGAAGGACUUUCAGAAGCUCAAGGAUGCCUUCAUCAGGUUUGAUGCUCUCAACCACUCAGCGGGCGUUGUGGAAGCGCUCUAUGAAGCCACCAGCCAUUGCGAGGCUGACCCUCAGAAGGUUCUGGCCCUGGCUUCGGGGGGCUUGGAGGUCCUCCUCAAUUUAGUCAAGGCCCUCGAAAGAGUAACCAGCAACGCAGAGAAGGAUAUGGUCAAAUCUUGCUUUGAGUUUUUUGGGAUUUCACAAGUGGAUGCCAAGUAUUGCCAGAUAGCUCACAAUGACCCUGGGCCCAUAUUAAAAAUAAUUCUUGACCUGGAUUUGAACUUGAAAGAGAAGAAGACAAAAGACCAUUUCUUGAUCAUGACCGACCAAGUGAAAUUAGCCCUAAACAAACACCUCUUGAGCAGGCUGUGCCAGAUCACACAAAGCCUGCUUGGGAAGACCUACCCCAGCAUGUGCAUGAGGUUCAUUGUUGGCUUAAAAUGUAAGGAUGAAAAGUGUGAAGAUUACCACAGACCUCUGCGGCGUUGUGAGGCGAAGUGUUUGGUUCAGUCAAAAAUGCACCAAGUGGCAAUCAGUGGGUCGCUUUUGGAAGCCAAAAAAGUAUUCCCUAAAAUCUUAGCUGAAGAACUUGAAGGGAUUGAUAAUAUUUUGUCUGCAGAUGUGUAUGGCCAUUGCAGAUCCUUCCUGAAUGUCCUCUUCCCUAAGCAUUUCCAUCAGCGAGUGUUGUCAGAAAACCCUGUGGCAUGCAAAGAAAUCCUCAAACCAAAUUACAAGUCCUUCCGAUCCUACAGGUGUGCUCUGAAAGAGUACAUCUCUUCUCUCUUUCAAAAUGAAAGGGCACGAAGCCGCCGGGAGUCGACAGACCUGUGGCUGAGCGCCAUGCAGGCUUUCCUGCUCUCUUCCAGCUACCCGGAGGAGUUUGAAAAGCUGCUCCACAAGGAGGAAGAGAGCUACCAUAGGGAACUCAAAGCUCUAGCGUCUGAAAAAGAUGAAAGGGGCAGGGGGAGAGGCAGCAGGGUGAAAGGAGUAGAAGGGAAAUUUGGCAUGCUGGCGCCCAACAAGGAUGAUGAGAGUACUGAGAAGACCCACGUGUGCUUCAUCCGGCUGCUGGAGAAUUGCAUCAACCAGUUCUACGUGUACAGGAACCCAGAAAACUUCAAGAGGUUCUUUUUCCGUUUCAUGAACGUCCUUGUCAAGAGGUGCAAAGAACCGCUCAUCCCCAGCAUUGGAAACACAGUGGCCCUGCUGGAGUUCCAGUUCGUGCACUGCGGGGUGGUCCUGGCCCGCCUCCGGAAGAACGCCAUCCUGUGCCUCCCCAAGAGCUACAUUGCGCUCUUGCACUACUGGGAGUUUCUGUUCAGCAAGAAGGACAAGCAGCUCAGAGACGUGUUCUCCAUCAUUCAGGAAUACAAGCCGAAGGAUGUGACAAGAGCCAUUCAGGAUUUCCAGUUCCACCUCUCCUACCUCGUCAAGGUGCUAUGUGGCUCUGAGAAUGUGCACUUCAACGUCCUGCUCGAUGCCUUUGAGGACAUAGACUAUGUGGUCUCCGGCGAGGCGGAGCGGACCCUGGUGCUGUGCUUGGUGAUGCUGGUGAAUGCGGAGGUGGUCCUGCUGUCGUUCUGCAAACCUCUUCUAUACAACCACUUCCAGGGGAUUGAGACAAGGCUGCAGCUGAUGAGCACGGAAUACCCGGACCGGGUUCCCGAGAGGCUCCGGAAAGUGGUGAAGCGGGUGUUGGUGGCAGCCGACGUGAAGUCUGUGGCUGAAGCACUGCAGGACCUGCUCUUUGAGCGGGACGAAGAGUUCCUGAUGGACUGCCGCUGGUGGUGGGACAGCGGGCACAACAAAGGGGUCCACGGCCUGUAUCACGAGGAGGUCAAACUAAACCGCUUGCUCUGUGUGGCUCCCGUGGACUACUUUUCCGACCCAGAGUGUGAGUUUGGUCAGGAUGAGAUGGAGGAGCUGGCAUCAGAAGAGCGAGACCAUCUCCUCGCCACCAUCCUGUCCCAGAAGCAGCUGAAGGCUUCCAUCCGGCGGAAGCUGAGGCGGGCAUGCCUGGUGGUGUCACUGUGCAUCAGCUGGAGGAGAUGGGUGAGUGCCCAGGCGGGGUGCUUCAGGGAGGAGACCAGGGAGCCUGGGACCGGGAUCUUCAAAAGGGCCGACGUCGACCGGACCCAGUGUGACCUGUGUGGAGUGAAGUUCACCCGAGGCCCUGAGAACUAUUUCAGCCCCAGUGAAGCCUUUGAGGGAGAGGCUUCAGAGGCCGUGGCUCUUUCCGGGGCGGAGCUGGACGACAAGGAAGAUCAGGAGAGGAAUAGCGAGUCUUACGAGCAUCAUGUCCUCCUAGAAGGCCACCAGAGGCAGCAAGUGGCCUACCAGAAGUACUUCGAAUUUUUCCACGAGAACGUGGACCCGGCCAUUGCUGAAGGCAAGCAGGUGGUGCAGGACAUCGAGCAGAGCGUCUGGAUUCGCAGUCACCGGGGCCCCAAAGAGCACAGCCACAUGCUGCAGGGGAAGGUCCAGGAGAACAUCAAGAAGGUUUCGGAUACGGUGGAGGAUCUCUACAGGCAGAAGGCCUGGGCUGGCGCGGAGGAGGUGAUGGCCCGGCUUGUCCGCAUUCUGACCCCGUUAGUUGAGGAAGCAAGGGAGUGGCUGAAGAGAACAGAACUGCACCUAAAGGAGGACGGUAUCGGUCAGGAAGAUGAUUAUGAAAAUGAAACUGAGGACUUUGGUGAGCUCCUUCCCAAAAGUCGUGCACGGAAAUGUGGAAAGCAAAGAAAAUACUAAGGUCCACACAGCUGCUGCCGUCUAAACCUUCAGAACAUUCCAUCCUGACUUAGAAUUCUGAGUGCUGGGGCAGAAGAGAAAAGAAUGGCUAUUAGUGUCAAAAAGUAGGGAAGUCUAGCAACCUGUUUGCUUUUGGUUCUUGUUACUUCUCUUUCCGUAGUGGCUUAGGGUCAGCCUGCUCCCUCAGAGAAGGGCCCUCUAGCUCUUUCCCAGUUCAAGUCCACCGGUAUUAGUUCUCUCACACUCACUAGGUGAGGGCAGUCAUCGCCGUGAGGAACCUUGGAACUCUUCACCCCAAAGCCCCCAAGUUCUCUGGCCUGAAACCUUCAUGACAUGUGUCUGUGGGAGGGACACCCCUCACCUCAGAGGUGCCACUGCCCUGGACCAGGAAACCCUUCCUUGGAUUCACUCAUCUCCUUUCACACGGCUGCACCAAGCGCUGUGUGUGCCUGGGUCUGUGAGGGCCCCGCCACCGGCCACCGUGCCCCCAAGCCGCACUCUGGUCGUCUCUGAGCCUACUUGUGGUGUCGUUUGUUUCAUUAUACGCAUUAGCCUUUUCUCUCUGUGGCAACUUUUCUACCCUCCUUCCCCCUGCACAAGUCAUGGUUAGACUACCUCAGAAUGUAGUCAAGAAUUGCCCCCUGCAGUGUCCUUUGGGGGGCCAGCCACAGGACCCCUAGAAGGACAGGCCGGGGGCUGUUGCUGGGGGCUUCCCAGCCUGCCUUGCCAAGGUGGUCCUACCUCUGCCUCGGCUAUGGUACGGACAUUUCCAAAAGUGUUUUGUAUGUAGCUUUGUAUCUAGUCUUCUCGGUUCUCUCUGACAAGUCUGUCAUCCUAGCUCAGGUGGACGUUCGGAUAAGUUUCCUCCCCCUGAGCUCACCACGGCGGGACAGGGACCUGCAGCGGUGCAGGGGAGGGACAAGUGGACAGAGGAGGAACCAGCUGCUCAGUGCCCAUCCGUAGAGGUGUGCCUGUGAGUCGCUGCCGGCGGCUGGUCGGCGUUGUGUGAGGAGGGCAGGGUGGGUCUGCUUGCAGGAGGCCGCUGCUUUCGGCCCCGACCCCCCGGGCCCGUGGCCAUCGUGGCGUCCCAUCUGGGACGCCUCUGUGCCUCUCUCACGGGUCUGUGGGGGAAGCCUUCGUGCCUCCACACUGCCCACCGUCCCCAGCCCCUCAGCUCAGCCUGGAGCGGAAGGUCAGGCCCCCCUCGGCCCUUCAUUGUUUUGUCGUCACAACGGAACCGACUUUCUCCCCACACGCCGCUGCUGCCGCUGCUGUUGCUGCUCCUUGUUUUCUCUCCACUGUCUUUUUAGAUGGCUCUAUUUCCUUGAAAUGUUUAUGUUUCUAAUUUUUAUUAGUUUCUAAUUUUUAUUCCAGGUGUGUUAUUUUUUUUUUUAAUGACCUUCACUUGCCAGAAAAAAAGAAAAAGAAA